Messenger RNA from Effrenium voratum, 291 nucleotides. NCBI's taxonomy places the organism in Eukaryota, Dinophyceae, Suessiales, Symbiodiniaceae. The record is from the annotation of a GenBank genome assembly.
AUGCAGAAGUACCCGGGGGGCCCGAAGCGCGACGACCUGCUGGAGUUCCUGGCCAUGCAAACCGAGCCCUUGGCUCAGGAGGUGGCCAACGAAGAGGAGGCGAGGAAGCUGGCAGCGGCCCGGAAGAAGCCGGUGCUGCUCUGGCGGGCGAGCAGCCCCGGCGAAGCCGUGCCGCGCGUGGCGCGCGAGUGGCUGCGCCAGGUGAAGCUGGCGAGGCUUUCCGCUGAUCGGGAGUCCUUGGCCUUGGUUUGGCCGUCGGCCAGCAUUGAGUACGAAGGCAAGAUCUCUGAG